AUGAACAUCCGCAUGGGGACAAAGGGCAAGCGGCCACUGCGUAGCUUGACCCCCCGGGACAAGAUCCAUGCGAUCCAGCGCAUCCAUGAUGGCGAAUCCAAGGCAUCGGUGGCCCGGGACAUUGGUGUGCCGGAGUCGACACUGCGCGGCUGGUGCAAGAACGAGGACAAGCUCCGCUUUAUGUCCCGCCAAUCGGCGGCUGAUAAAAUGUGUGCCGAUGCAUUGGUGGAUAAGCUGGAUGGCUCCGCUGGUCUGUUGGGGCCACCAGAGAAGCGUCAGCGAUUGGACAACAAUUCCCUGCCAUUGAACUUCUCGAAUAAAAUGAACUUUGAUGAACUGGCCUUCAAGCGCUCGCCCUUAAAUGGCUUGGACUAUAGUACAAAUAAGAGUUUAUCCGACAUGAACUACAACGGACUGCCAGUUGAUUAUGUGGGCUUCAAUGGAGCCGUGAAGAACAAAGUGUUUGGUGCAGAUAUUUCCCGGCCGGGUCAGACGGAUCCAUCGCUCAAUGCCAUUAGUCCACUGUCGAGUCUUACACACUUGUCCGGACUCAGCGGUAUUUCCCAAUCCCCGCUAGCGAUCAGCUUCAAUGAACUAACCUCAAACCUUAAUCUGCUGGCCCAGCUCAACCCCGGAUUGGCGGCCAUGUCCGGAUUGAACAGUUUUGCGGCAACAGCCAACACACUGCGCAAUCCAAAGCCAGCUCAGGUCAGUCAAUCCCAGGUGCAGAGUCCGCGCAGUGACAGCGGGGAAAGGGAGAGGACUCCAGCGCUGUCCGUCAAGAAUUGGGCGAAGCAAAAGCCAUCGGGCAACAGCUUGACUCCAUCCGACUGUGACACCAAAAGUGGUAACAUCAAGAGUCCGAGUCCUUCCCUGGCGCCAUCGCUCGUGGGCUGUGUGGCACCUCUGUCGGGCCUGCCCGAUGAUCCUCUGCUCUACUGGCUCAAGUCACAGCAGGCGAUGCUCGGCCUGAACAGCCUAUACCCGCCGCCAGUGUCAAUGGGCGUCACCAGUCCGCCCAUCCGAUCAUCCACACCACAGCAGCAGCAGAUGAAUCAAUAUGCCAACACUCCACCCAUUCCAUCGGCUCCACUAACUCCAUCGUCGACACCAUCGGGUAGUCUGGAUGACAAGAACACAGCAUGGUACAACUGGUGCAAGGCCUUUGGCGCCAGUCUACACUCUCUCAAUCCGAAUGCGGCCACACUGGCAGCUCUCCAAGCGAAUUCCCUACAACAUCACGCCUCAUCCGGCAGCGCAGAGGCUUCGCACAUGGAAGACAUCGCCAAGCCGCCGUUUGAAAACAUUCUCUACUCACAGCUAACUAAAGAGACUGGAACUGGAACUGGAACUCCGUCGGUUCGAAGUCUGUCAUCCAACGAGCAUAACCAUAUGGAACCAAACGAUGCGACGACAGAUCCCGAUGCUGAUCCCGAUGCUGAUGUCGAUGCCGAUGCAGAUGGUGAAGCAGCCGGAAAGCCCGAGGAUCUAUCAGCGAAAUCAGUGAAGACAGCCAGCUCCAGUUCCACCCCUAGUCCCACAUUGGCAUCCCCAAGUCCAACCAGUCGCGAGCAGAGUCCCGAGCCGAGUGCGGAGGUGGGCACGAAGCCGAGCAAUGCCGAGGGGAACACUGUCGGGGAGGAUUGCAAGAGUGUGUUGAACAACAUCAUCUAUAAGAUUGGUGCAUCCCACAAUUCAACGAAUCCCAUUAACACGGAUGUUGGCUGCGAUUCCGAGACAAGUUUCACAAGUGAUAAUCAUCAUCAUCAUCAUCAUCAUCACCACAACAACAACGAUGUCAGUGCCAGCAACAACAAUAACAGCCACAACAGCAACAACAGCAACAACAACAACAAUAACAACUCGAAUAAGACCGAUGAGGAAGAACGCGCCAAGUACAUGAACUUCACUGGUGACAUGGACAUGGAGAGUGCGGACAUCGAGGAAGUGGUGGCAAUCCGGCAUGGCGAGAAGUUUCUCCAGUGGCUGGAGAACUGCAGCAAUCCACGUGUGACAGCCGUUCAACUGAUGCAACUGCGAUUCCUGAUCGCAGCCAUCAAAUCGAGCAGUGAUACGCCCUCGGGACAGGGCAAUUGUCUGGCCGAGAAUGAUGACAAUUUGCACGAGGAUUCAAGUAGAAACAAGUCGCGUCGCCGGAAAUAGGACAAGCCGAAGUUGGCGCUUUCGGAGCCAGCCACGGAUACCAUUGAUGCAGUCGAAAUGGAGCCGAGAAAGAUGAUGACUGAGCUCGAUAUGGAGGAGAGGCGAAGAUGGAACCAAUCGAAGCUUGGUGACUUGAGCUGCAUCUCUUCGAACUUCGCCAACAGAUGUCAACAGUUCACGCCAGCCGUCUAUCAAUCGUCGGCCACCCUGCUCAGCUCCCUGAUCUUCCCUCCCUACGAAUUUGUACACUGUGACCUCGAUCUCGACGAUGAUCCCGAUGACUGCCAGAUAACGGGCGAAUAUCAACAGACCGAUGAGCCCGAUGAGCCCGAUUCGAGCAGUGAUGAGAAUGUACAGAAUGACUUAGAGUAAACAAUUUCUUCCAUCUCAUUAAAGUAUCUAUGUAUAUGUAUAUGUAAUUGUGUAUCUGUAUGUAUGUUUUAACUAUACUGUAAGCUGAUCCAGAGCCGAUGCUCGAAUUUGAACUAUGAAUUGCAUUUGGUUAAUGUUCACAAGUCUUCUUUAUGUUAACUACUCACGUACACACACACACACAUACACUCGUACUUAGCCUUGUAUUAACUAACUAGACAUAGGUAAAGAAUAAUAUCUUGUAAAUACUGGUAAAGAUUCAUGCAUUUUUUCGAUUAUUCUUAGCAUUAUUUGAACUUAUCUUUCUUUAUAUCAAAAUAAACAGAUAUUUAAUGUUUUUAUGCAUACUAGAAAAAUGUUAAUGCUUGAAGUUUUUAGUUAUAGUACAUAUAUCUAAGAACAAAAUAAUACUAUAAGACAGACAGACAGACAGACGGACGAUCGGACAAACAGUUAGGCGGACAGAAGCGAGUCAAUCGUAUUGAUCGGAUUUGAUAUUAGAAACUUUUUAUUAUUAAUUAAAAUACUCAUGCAAAUAUUGAAACAUGUGCUCAUAAGAAUUUUACCAAUUUGAAAUCCAUCAAAUAUUCAAAUAAAAUGAAUUUAUGAAUUUAUAAAUGUAGACGUAUUCAUUUGGAAACCAUGUUUAAUAAAACAUUUGAAUUAGACAAUUUUUAUGAAA
Molecule: messenger RNA, 3217 nt
Organism: Drosophila innubila
Lineage: Eukaryota; Metazoa; Arthropoda; Insecta; Diptera; Drosophilidae
Gene: dan
Product: protein distal antenna
Exons: 1
Coding region: 1-2163 (720 amino acids)
Molecular function (GO): DNA binding
Source: RefSeq, a predicted model, not a curated record